This is a messenger RNA of Erinaceus europaeus (western European hedgehog), 4282 nucleotides long. It is a transcript of the gene RFX1, whose product is annotated as regulatory factor X1. NCBI's taxonomy places the organism in Eukaryota, Metazoa, Chordata, Mammalia, Eulipotyphla, Erinaceidae. The record is from RefSeq and is a predicted model, not a curated record. The transcript is spliced from 21 exons. The coding region runs from base 154 to 3477 and encodes 1107 amino acids. Gene Ontology annotation, biological process: regulation of transcription by RNA polymerase II. Gene Ontology annotation, molecular function: DNA-binding transcription factor activity, RNA polymerase II-specific; RNA polymerase II cis-regulatory region sequence-specific DNA binding. Gene Ontology annotation, cellular component: nucleus.
UCGCACAGACGCAGGCCCCGCCCGCUGGGCGCUCGGCCCGCUGUUUCCUUGCCGGAGUGAGUGACAGGCUCCGCUGCCUGGGCGGGCCAAGUUCUCUGUGACUGACAGGUCGACCGAGCAAUCAGAGCGGCGGGAAGCGGAGGGGGCGGUGACAUGCGUGGCCAUGGACCAAUAGGCGAGCGUCCCGGUGGGGCGCCGUCCAAUGGCUGGGGAGCCCGUCCCACGGCGCGUGACGUCAGGAGGGUGGGUAGCAACAGUUGCCCCGGUGAGGGAAACGGAGGCGCCAUAGCCACCGUAGUCGUGGCGACCAAGCAACCCGGCAACGCGAGUCAACAACCACCGCCCCCGCCCGCGGCCCCCCGCCCCCGCCCCGCGGCCCGGCCCGGGGACCCCGGCACGCUCCGAACACCUCCCGCCAGCGCCGCCGUGACCUCUGCGCAGCCCUGCGGCGGACGAACUGAGGAAGAAAAAAGAAAAGGAUUAAGAAGCAGAAAAAGGUCGCACCUUUCCUCGCCAUCGGCAUGGCAACGCAGGCCUUCAGGGCAGAGCUCCAGGCCCCCCCAGCCUCUCAGCCACCCCCCGCCCAGCCCCCGCCCCCGGCGGCCUCGCAGCCGCCCCCCGCCGCCGCCACCCCCCAGCCGCAGUACGUGCCCGAGCUGCAGAGCCCACAGCCCCCCGCGCAGCCCCCUGGAGCCACGGGCGCCCAGAAGCCCUAUGUCACCGACGUGCCCCCUGUCCCUGCGCCCCCGUCCGCCGCCCUGUCCCCCGCCUCCCAGCAAUUCAUCGUGGUCACUGUGUCCGCGGCUGCUGGUCCAGGCCAAGCCGGGCCCCGUGUCCCCCCUCCAGCUCACCAGCCUCCCGGUGACCCAGCAGGCCCUCCCCGCGCAGAGGCUCAUGGUGCAGAGUGCACCCCCUGGCGGCGGCGGCAAGGGGACCCAGGUCUCCCUGGCGGUGCACUCACCCCCUGAGCGCUCCCCGGUGCAGACCUCCAGCUCCAGCAAACCUGCGGGGACCCCCUCGGGGACCACGGUGCCUCAGACGCUGGCCCCGGUCCACGGCGUCCAGCAGAACCCACCCGUGCCUGGCACGGUCAGCCAGGAGAGGUCGGUGGUGCAGGCUUCGCCACAGACACCUGAGGCCCCCCCAGGGCAGCAGCUGCAGCGGCUCCAGCCCGUGCACGUGACUCAAGAGCGCCCCAGCGCAGGCAGGCAGUGUCUCGCUGGGAAGGCGGAGCGGCAGCGGGACCCCCGGCCCCCCUCGCCCCCCGCACCCGCUGCCCCGGGGCUCGAGCCCUGGGCGGGGCUCCUGGGCGUCCUGCCCGCCCGGCACGGGCUCCGCGCUAGCCCCGAACUCGGGGUCCGGAUCCAGGCAGCGCCCCCGGUGCUGCUGCUCGGCGCGGCCCUCAAAGUGCAGCAGCUCCAGCAGGUGCCUGUGUCACACGUGUACCCCAGCCAGGUGCAGUACGUGGAGGGUGGUGAUGCCAGCUACACCGCCAGUGCCAUCCGCGCGAGCAGCUACCCAUACCCCGAGACCCCGCUGUACACGCAGCCGGCGGGCAGCACCUACUACGACGCGGCCGGGGCGCCCCAGGUCAGCUCCCCGGCGCCCCCCCAGGCCGUGGGCGGCAGCGGCGCGGUGCCCCUGUUCGUGUCGGGCAGCUCGGCGGUGGGCAGCGCUGCGGGCGGGGGCGCGGCCGGCGGGGGCGGCGGCGGCGGCGGAGGAGGAGGAGGAGGAGGAGGCAGCGGCGGCGGCACCGGCGGGGGCGGCGGCGGCGGCACCUACGUGAUUCAGGGCGGCUACUUGGUGGGCAGCGCCAGCCAGUCCUACUCUCACACCACGCGAGCCUCCCCGGCCACCUGGCUGCUGGACAACUACGAGACGGCGGAGGGCGUGAGCCUGCCCCGCAGCACGCUGUACUGCCACUACCUCCUGCACUGCCAGGAGCAGAAGCUGGAGCCCGUCAACGCCGCCUCCUUCGGGAAGCUCAUCCGCUCGGUCUUCAUGGGGCUGCGCACGCGCAGGCUGGGCACCAGGGGCAACUCCAAGUACCAUUACUACGGGCUGCGGAUCAAGGCCAACUCCCCACUGCUCCGGCUGAUGGAGGACCAGCCCCACAUGGCCAUGCGCGGCCAGCCCUUCUCCCAGAAGCAGAGGCUGAAGCCCCUCCAGAAGAUGGAGGGGAUGACCAACGGCGUGGCUGUGGGACCCCCGCCCACCUCGGGGUCGUCAGACAUCAGCGCCCAGGUGCAGCAGCUCCAGCAGUUCCUCGAUGCUUCGCGGAAUCUCCCCGACUUCUCUGAGUUAGACCUGCAGGGCAAGGAGCUGCCGGAGGGCGUGGGGCCAGGGGACGUCAAGGCCUUCCAGGUCCUGUACCGGGAACACUGUGAGGCCAUUGUGGAUGUCAUGGUGAACCUGCAGUUCACUCUGGUUGAGACCUUGUGGAAAACUUUCUGGAGGUACAACCUCAGCCAGCCCAGUGAGGCCACACCCAUGGCCGUGCACGACGAGGCGGAGAAGCGACUGCCCAAGGCCAGUCUGGUGCUGCUGUCCAAGUUCGAGCCAGUGCUGCAGUGGGCCAAGAACUGUGACAACGUGCUGUACCAGGACCUGGUGGAGAUCCUUAUUCCCGACGUGCUGCGGCCCAUCCCCAGUGCCUUGACCCAAGCGAUCCGGAACUUUGCCAAGAGCCUGGAGAGCUGGCUCACCCACGCCAUGGUCAACAUUCCCGAGGAGAUGCUGCGGGUGAAGGUGGCGGCAGCGGGGGCCUUCGCGCAGACGCUGCGGCGCUACACGUCGCUCAACCACCUGGCGCAGGCGGCGCGCGCGGUGCUGCAGAACUCGGCGCAGAUCAGCCAGAUGCUCAGCGACCUCAACCGUGUGGACUUCGCCAACGUGCAGGAGCAGGCGUCGUGGGUGUGCCGCUGCGAGGACCGCGUGGUGCAGCGGCUGGAGCAGGACUUCAAGCUGACGCUGCAGCAGCAGAACUCGCUGGAGCAGUGGGCCGCCUGGCUGGACGGCGUGGUGAGCCAGGUGCUCAAGCCCUACCAGGGCAGCGCCGGCUUCCCCAAGGCCGCCAAGCUCUUCCUCCUCAAGUGGUCCUUCUACAGCUCCAUGGUGAUCCGGGACCUGACCCUGCGCAGCGCCGCCAGCUUCGGCUCGUUUCACCUCAUCCGCCUGCUAUAUGACGAGUACAUGUUCUACCUGGUCGAGCAUCGUGUGGCGCGCGCCCGGGGCGAGACCCCCAUCGCCGUCAUGGGCGAGUUCGCCAACCUGGCCACGUCGCUGAACCCCCUGGACCCCGACAAAGAUGAGGAGGAGGAAGAGGAGGACGAGAGCGACGACGAGCUGCCCCAGGACAUGGCGCUGGCGGCCGGUGGGGAGUCCCCGGCGCUGGGCCCCGACGCCCUGGAGCCCCCCGCCAAGCUGGCGCGCAACGACCCCCGCGGGCUCUUCGUGCAGGCGCUGCCGUCCAGCUAAGCCGCCCCCAGCCCAGCCCAGCCCGGCGUCAAGCCCCCCCCAAACCCCCCGCUACUGUGGCUUCUCCCCCCUCCGCCCCAGAGACACACGGAGGCCCGGAGCGCCCCCUUCCCCCUUCUCCGCCGGGGCGGCACAAUCAUGUCACCGCCGGCCCCGCACCCCAAAGACGUGCCUUAAGGAACCCACCGCUGUGCCCGGGUGCCCCCCCGCCCAGCCCCUGCCCACACCCGCCCAGGACCCGGGGGUGGGGGUGGGGGGGUCACCCCGGAACUGUUAACUUAUUCUGGUCACUGGCUUUGCACAGCCCCGGGUGGGCGCGGCUGGACCUUGCCUGGGGACACCCCGAUUCCUCGCCCCCCAGGUCUAAGUGCAAUUAAUGUUCCGGGCAGCUGGGCCGCCCUCGGAGCCCGCGAGGGGGGCCGCGUCCCUGGGGGGCGGGGGGCGCCUCCGGUUUCCAAAGAGCCUGCGGCCCGGGGACCCCGCGCUUCCCCCCUGCGCCCCCCCAGUCAUCCCCCCCUAGCGCCACCGCCUCGGCCCACCAUGGCCUUACCCCCCUCCCACCCCAGAAAGACAGGAGGAAAGAAAAUCGCCCCAUAAUCGCCGUUGUACAGACACACACACACCCACAAUCCGAACCUCCGCGCCGCUGCUGCAGCUUCCGGGGCCGCCCCGCACCCCAACCCCAACCGCAACUGCCGUGAAGCCGUGACCGUGUCCGCGUGUGCUAGUCGAGCCCGCCCAGCUGUUUUCUAUCUUUUUUGUAGUCUUUUCUUAAAACAAAUAAAUUCUGCUGUGAUCUUUGCCA